Molecule: messenger RNA, 399 nt
Organism: Ilex paraguariensis (yerba mate)
Lineage: Eukaryota; Viridiplantae; Streptophyta; Magnoliopsida; Aquifoliales; Aquifoliaceae
Source: the annotation of a GenBank genome assembly
AUGAGGAGGCUCUAUCUGUUUCUAAUACUUUCUUCAAUGGUAUUAGCCAUGCCGGCGGCAGUGUACCGUAGUAACCGAGUUGAGUCCCAAUGGUCUUCCAAGGAGAUUGGUCGAGUCCAGGGACUUUACGCUGCUGCCUCACUAGAGGAUGUGGCCCUAUCUUGUGUACUCAACUUCAUCUUCACAGAGGGGGAGUACAAUGGCAGCUCUCUAAGCCUGUUGGGUAACAACCCAUUCCGGCUUCAGGUCCGGGAGAUGCCUAUCGUCGGUGGAUCUGGUGUUUUCCGACUAGCUCGUGGAGUUGCUACGUUUACGACCUAUUUCUGCGAGGUUCCUCCUGAAAAUGUUCCCCCUAAAAAUGUUACUGUGGAGGUGAAUAUUGUAGCCAUGCACUGCUGA